Monodelphis domestica (gray short-tailed opossum) is the source of this 2003-nucleotide messenger RNA. It is a transcript of the gene TCP11, whose product is annotated as t-complex 11. Gene Ontology annotation, biological process: regulation of sperm capacitation. The record is from RefSeq and is a predicted model, not a curated record. Lineage: Eukaryota; Metazoa; Chordata; Mammalia; Didelphimorphia; Didelphidae. Gene Ontology annotation, cellular component: sperm flagellum; acrosomal vesicle.
CGUCACCCUGGUUGCCCUGGGCGACGGGCGGCGGUUUGUUUUCAAAUCCCGGACUCUCCCACUUUGAGCUGUGGACGCUGGGUGCGGGGGCGCGCGACAGGUGGCGCAGUUUCCCCACAGGUUCCUGGACCGUUUUUCGGCUGACGCUCCCCCCUUUGGUGACUGAGUCGGGGCGCCGUGGUGCGGUCCGAUCUCCAGGCAGACGCGCAGGGUGGUUCGCGUAGCAGAAGCAGCUUCAGCAGCGGGGCGAGCGGUCGAGGGUUGAAGGAGAUAACAUCAUUAGGAUGCAAGACGUCCAGAAGAAUAAUCCACAGAGUGAGGAUCCCAGAGAAAUCCACAGUGGGACCUGCAAGACAGUGAUACCAAGCUGUGACCAGGGAAACUGCAGCACCUGCCCAGAUCAGCCUUCUUGUAGUUCUCCACAAAUUCUUUCUGUAGCAGAGCUGAUGGAUGCAUUUAAUGGAGUUUCCAAGAUGAGCAUUGCACAUGAAAUUGUGGUGAACCAGGAUUUCCACAUGGAACAGAUUGACUUCUCUCCAGAUAGCCUGGAAAGCAAGAUUAAGGAAACAAUGCAAAAUGCUUUCUGGGAUCAUCUACGAGAACAGCUGUCAGCUACUCCUCCAGAUUAUUCUUAUGUUUUGCAGCUUCUGAAAGAAAUCAAGGAGAUUUUAUUAUCACUGCUCCUACCUCGCCAGAACCGUCUAAAAAACCAGAUUGAAGAAGUGAUGGAUAUGGAGCUCCUCAAGCAGGAAGCUGACCAUGGAGCAUUGGAUGUCUCUCAUCUCUCCACCUACCUUCUGAGCAUGAUGACAAUGCUUUGUGCGCCAGUCCGAGAUGAAGAGAUUCAGAAACUCGAGAACAUAUCAGACCCUGUGCAGCUCCUGAGGGAGAUAUUCCAUGUUCUAGGCCUGAUGAAAAUGGACAUGGUGAACUUCACCAUCCAGAGCAUACGACCACAUCUGCAGGAGCACUCAAUCCAAUAUGAACGAGCCAAAUUUCAAGAGCUUCUCCAGAAAAUGCCCAACUUCCUUGAUCAUACCACAAAGUGGCUAACCCAAGCAGCUGCUGAAGUCAUGACACCCCCUUCAAACUAUGACCUUCCGGACCAAAUCAGUUCUUCACCUGCAGAUGGGACAAUGAAAGAGAGUUGUAUCAUAAGCCCUUCAAUCGUGCUAAACCAGGCUUACAUGAAUCUUCUUCAGUGGGAUCCUAACAAUGAGGAAUUCCCCGAGACUGUGAUGAUGGACAAGACCCGGCUGCAGGAGAUUCAAUGCCAGUUAAAUCGACUGACCGUUUUGGCCUCUGUUCUGCUAGUGGCCAACAGUUACUGUGGCACUAAGUUAAUGAAUUCACCUCAGUUUGUACAUAAACUGAAACAAAUAAUCAGAGUUCUGUUGGAGGAAAAUCAGUCAAAGCUCGAUGAGGCUUUGCUGACUAUAAGUGACCAAGUGCUUCAGGAAAUACAGCAGGCCUUUGUGGACCUGAACCUUCCUGCCCUAAGCAAAGAGAGCAUAACUUCCCUGUCAGGCCAGAUCCAUAGCGUGGCCAAGGAGGACAACUGCGUCCGCAGCAUCAUUGAUCAACGGAUCCGUUUGUUUCUCAAAUGCUGCCUGGUCCGAGGCCUACAGCCUUCUCUGAGGGACCUUCCUGGAGGCAUCACCCCUAUUGAAGAGGAGCUGGCAGAGAUAGGCCAGAAAUUUUCAGCCUUGAUCCAUCACAACCAACAAGUGUUUGGGCCCUAUUAUGCUAACAUCUUAAAAAAAAUUCUUUUAACUUCGCAAGAGGCGGAAGCAAGCGUUGAUUCUACCUGACAUUUUGAGUGGAAUUCUGUGGCGUGGGGCAUGGAAGAGAAGAGAGCUCUUGUCUCUUACCUGUGGUUGGUAUGACAGGCACAUCUCUUCCUCCCCCCUGCACCCGGGACACCAAGACUGCAGGAUCCAAGCAUGUGAACACCAAGCUGCCUAAGCCCUUUUACCAAUAAAUCUCUGAGCUGCAAGAAAGAA